This is a messenger RNA of Equus caballus (horse), 4728 nucleotides long. It is a transcript of the gene TXLNB, whose product is annotated as taxilin beta. Gene Ontology annotation, molecular function: syntaxin binding. NCBI's taxonomy places the organism in Eukaryota, Metazoa, Chordata, Mammalia, Perissodactyla, Equidae. The record is from RefSeq and is a predicted model, not a curated record.
CCUGCAGCCUGUGUGUGUGUGUGUGGGUGUGUGGGUGUGGGUGUGUGUGGUCUCUCUCCCUUGUAAGAACACAACUGCGGGCCUGUCUCCUGCUGUUGCUGCUGCUCUCACUAGCUUUCUGCCGCCUCUGGCCUCUCCUUUCUCUUUCUGCUUAGCUCCUUGCCUUCUGAUUCCACUCCCAGUAUGGAGACUCAUCACUCUGUGCAGCUCUCGGGGGAACCCCAGUCGACACCUCCAGGUGACAGUUCAUCAUUACCCAGUCAAAAUGGCCUGGAGAAGCAAGAUAAUCAGGAUUCCUCCACUUCACUCCAACCACCAGAGGAGGAAGCAGACGUGCAGCGCCAACAGGCAGCUCAUGAUAUCUCUGAAGAGUUGAAUCAACAACUAGAAGACAUCAUCAACACCUACGGGUCUGCUGCUGGCCCAGCAGGGAAAGAGGGUCCCACCAAGGUCAAGGGGCAGCCUGAGAACCCAGAACCACCUGACAACGAGGAUGCGGAUGUUGAGGAGGCCACUGAAGAGACAGAGAGAGAACCCCUGGCUUCUGGAGAGCCACCCACAGCCAAAGAGCCUGUCAGUAAUAAAGAGCAAAAAUUGGAAAAGAAAAUCCUAAAAGGAUUAGGCAAAGAAGCCAACCUACUAAUGCAAAAUCUGAACAAGUUGCAAACCCCUGAAGAAAAGCUUGAUUUUUUAUUCAAGAAGUAUGCUGAACUGGAGGAAACCCUUCAGCGGGCACGUGAGGAGGAGGAGAAAAGGAAGGAGAUCACAAAUCAUUUCCAGAGCACCCUGACGGAUAUCCAGGCCCAGAUUGAGCAGCAGAGUGAGCGAAAUGUGAAGCUGUGUCAGGAGAACACAGAGCUUGCAGAGAAACUGAAAAGCAUCAUUGAUCAGUACGAGCUCAGAGAGGAGCAUCUGGACAAAAUAUUUAAACACAGAGAACUACAGCAGAAGCUGGUGGACGCGAAGCUGGAGCAGGCGCAAGAAAUGAUGCAGGAAGCAGAGGAGCGACACAAACAAGAAAAGGAAUAUCUGCUGAACCAGGCGGCAGAGUGGAAGCUUCAGGCCAAAGUGCUGAAGGAACAGGAGACAGUCCUGCAGGCUCAGCUCACUCUCUACUCCGGAAGGUUUGAGGAGUUCCAGAGCACGCUGACAAAGAGCAACGAGGUGUUUGCCGCUUUCAAACAGGAAAUGGAUAAAACGACUAAGAAAAUGAAGAAGCUGGAAAAGGACACAGCCACGUGGAAAGCCCGGUUCGAGAACUGUAACAAAGCUCUGCUGGACAUGAUUGAAGAGAAAGCACUGAGAGCUAAAGAAUAUGAGUGUUUCGUGAUGAAAAUCGGGAGGCUAGAGAAUCUCUGUCGGGCUUUACAAGAAGAGAGAAAUGAACUCUACAAAAAAAUUCGAGAAGCAAAAACACCUGAGAAGGAUGACCAAGGCCAGCACAGCUCCGACGAAGAGCCUGAGUCUGCUGUUUCUAUGGGGGAAGAGGCUGAUGCCGAGGAAGCCAACAGAGUUCACGAUGCUGUGAAAAGUCUAGCCGCAGCCUUCAGGAUAAUUCAUCAUCCAGAGACGACCCUCAACCAGCCCCAAGAACUUCAGCCAGAAUUUGGCUGUCCUCAAGGGGAUGGCAACAUGGCCCUCGAGGAGCUGGGACAGCCUCCUCUGAGCCCUUUAUGCCAUUCAGAGAGUCCCCUGGCUCCGGUGAGUCCUCAGGCUGAGGCCAAAGGAGGCAGUGAGGCAGAAUCUCCCUCCAGGGCCAGUAAUCGCCCUGCAGAGUCAGGAUCAGAGGCCCAAGGCGAGGAUGUCCCAGCUGGAGCACAGGCUGAUCAGCAGCUACAGGCAGGAACUUCCAGUCAGGCACCCCAGUCCCCAGUCGAGGCUUCCCUAAAAGUCAUGGAGGCACAGGGUCCUGCUCCAACCCCCCGGGCAGGUGAGCAAAUUCCAGCGGGGGUGCGCGAUCAUGAGGCCAGCAAGCAGCCCCCAGCAGCAGCAGGAGCAGCAGAGGGACUGUCAGCUGGGCCCCAGCUACCCGCAGGGGCAGACAGCCACCUGGAAGGAGUGGACUAAGCCUCAUCGCGCCCUCAGGGGCUGUUCUCCCUGACUUCACAUCCUUCCUAACAGGUUGUCUUCUGAAAGAGGCAUUAAGGGCUAGGGAUGUCUAAUCGAAGAGACUCAAUUAGAAUCAAGACAUUUUUAAAUGUUAUGCAGAGCACAUUCAGCCUUUGCUAUUUGUUCUCAGUAUAUAAUUGAUUUGGAGCUUUUCUAUUUAAUACUGGUUGAUAGCAUAAUUUUCCCAAAUGGUAACAAAGCAUAUGAGUAGCAAAUUUAUAUUAAUUUGCCAGUAAGAUGGUACUUAAUUCAAUUUCUUAAUCAACAGUAAGAUUUGGUGUUUUAAGACUUCCACUACAAUAUAUGACUAGUGAAAAUGUGGUGUUCUAUUCAUUUUCAUAUAUAAUUUAAUAAGUACCAUAAUAAGUAAUGGAUUUCAAGGUUCCACUUAAACAUUAUAUACAUAAUAUAUACAUAUAUGUGUAUGUGUAUAUAUAUAUAUAUAUAUAUGCAUGAAUAUAUGUGUGUAAAUAUAUACAUAUAUACCCAUGUGUAUAUUUUAUACACAAACAUAUAUUCAUUAUGCAUACAUUUCUCUCAUCCCUUUUUGGAUUUCUCUCAUGCAAAAUAUUUAGAUGCUAAUCAAAAAAAUGAUCUCUUACUUGCCCCUGGUACUACAGUAGGCUAAUGCUCAGUGAAUCAGCAUAGGUUCAGAACACAAGUAUUUAGGCCAUGUAAUGUUAGGCAAAAAUAAGUAACCCAAUGGUAGGUCAAUAACUUCAACCAAUUGAUCAAAUGACGGAACAGCGGUUGGGUUAGACUGCAGUCUGUGCUGAGCACGUAGACACGAAGAUGGCCACAGAAGCCCUAAACAGAAAGGGGACAAUCUCAGCUGUAGACAGCUCACCUCUUCCAGCUGCUUCUCCUACACAACUCAGCCCGUUGCCUUGCAACCGAGCCCCUUGCGGCUUCCUGCAAGGGAAGGGUGGGAAGUGGAAAAGGGAGCUGGGGCAUGCAAGGACUGAGAGGCCUCAGACUGGAAAGAGGCUAUGCUCUUGCCCCCUGCCUCUUGUGCUACAGAGGUCUUGAGACAGCACUUUCCUUGGCCCAGAGACUCUUCAGUUCCCUCCUUGUCUGUCAUCCACCACUUUCUCCAGAGGGUCCCUACCACCUCUUGCUGUCACUGCCUCAGUCUAUAUUCUCAAAGCAUCUGCUCCUUUUCCCCAGCCCCCUCCUUUGCAGCAGGAAAUUACACCCAGCCCUCAUCUCAAUUACUGCUAAGUAAAAGCUAUUAUUUUUCCAAAACAGAAAUUUACACAUGGUCUCAAUAUGAAUGAUGAGACUUAUACACCAACACAUUUUCUGCUUUGAGGAAUUCUCUACAGCCAGAAGUACAAAGCAAAGGACAAAUGGGUCCCUACUCAAAAUGACUUGAAAAACAGGUGAGAAUUCAGGAGAAGGCAAAAGCUAGGAACACCUGGGGCUGUCUGCAGGAGUGUUACAUUAUCAGGUCUUGACAAGAACCUCUAGGAGUCCUGACAGCAUCAAUUACUCUAAGGGGAGAUUGCAACCAGGAAACAGGAAGGAAGGGAGGGAGGGAGGGAGGGAAAGGGAGAGAAGAAGGGAAGGAGGAGGGAAGAAAGAAAAACAGAUCUAAUCCAGGCCCACCUUGAAAGUGGAACUCAAGUAGAAAAAUGGGUAAAAGCAAGAUUCUCUGCUGCUCAUCCGGGAAAGCAUUCUCCAGUAUCGCCUGUGGCUGUCUGCCGAGGUGCACGAAGAGCUUGGGGGCAGCAACUCAAAACUGCACACCAGUUGUUUGAAGUAGACAGUGACGUAGUAACAAAAUGCUAGGCAGGAAAAAGGCUUAUUACUAUUUGAGAACCUGCGUGUUUUUAAAGGCUUAAAAUAUUAUAAUCACAGGGUAUCCAGCCAAAUUCAACAUUACUGGAAAUCUUCGAGAUUUAAACAUUCAUUUAAUUCAGAGCCAAAUAUUCACCAUAACAAUCCAGGAAGUUCUGCUUUCCACUGUUUACAGAGGCAACACUUCCGAGAAUGGAGUAAGAUUAGAUAAUCACAGGGAAGCCUCAGUCUGAGUGUUUAGCAAGAGAAACAGGCAGGAGAGGAGUCGGAAUCCAGUAAAUCAAAUAUUCUAAUACCCAAAGUUCAUUUUUUUCCAUCCAAAAAGCUUUGUAGCAACACAUUACUCACUACUGUGUAUGUCUUAGGCAGAGUUUCAGAUACAAUAACUUGCCUGAAAUUUGCAAAGCUUAAUAUAGGCUUUAGAAGAAUUAUUUUAAUAUUCAAAGAAUGUUUUAUUAUAGUUCUUUGUGUUAGAAUUUGGCCUUACUAAUUAUAACAAUAACUCCUAAGACCUGGAAGAAUAAAGCAUUUCUGUUCUUUAUCAAGUUCAUGUAACUAUUUCUAGUGAUGCCAAGGCUGCUUUCCAGAAACGCUAGAGUGGGUGGCAUUUUCAAAAUUAAAUAACUAUAAUUUAUGUAUCUAUUAAAAGUUACUUCUCUUCUCCAAUGCUCUAGCAGUGGUUUCAGGUUUUAAACUUUCAUUUAUAUUUCUUUUUACUUCUGUUAACUUCUUUGUUUCAACCAUACCGAUCAAAGACUAUGAUUUUAUUGUUGGUUGAAUUUUUGGUCUCUGAGUAGAAUAUACAUGGAGUGAACACUU